UCAUCAGUGUCCGUCUCGAGGAAAUGACCCAAGGAGGGAGGAGCACGUGACUAGUUUUCCGGGAAGUGGCAAGGCAUAGUAAUGGUAGAUACCACGGAUGCGGUGCUCGGUCGGACGGCGUUUCUCGCAAUGGAUUCAGGAAUUGCCAGACCUUGGACGGAGGAUCUUUUUCUGGAAGAGGAGAAUGGGAAGCUAUGUAGCGAUGUAAUAUGCAACACCUUUGCUGUGAAGUACACCAAUGCAAAGCUUGAUGGCUUGAUUAAAUUCGACCCAGAUGAAGUAGCAGCAUAUCCUGGUGUUUUUUGCUAUAUAGGUGAAAGAAGACAUGUUCACGUCACUGGACAACGCAAAUACUUGGAUAAUGAAAGUGAAAAUGAAUGGUCUGUGAAGUUUGAAAAAUCUUUUGAGGAAAAAAGACUGUUACAUCAAUUCCCGAGCUUGAAAAAGUUGCAUCUUAAGGAAAGACACCUGCAACUUGGUGAACAAUCACUUUUUAACAAAGGGGAGGUUGAGAAGAAGCCAGAAAGACCAAAGCUUGUUCGAGGUGAAGUCAGAGGAAAGAUCAGACAGCUGCAAAAACACUCUGAAAUUGGCCAAGGAUUUGAUUUUUCGACUGCAUUACCCGCUGCGACAUCAUCAUCGGAUCAUCUCAGUUUUGAUUUUCGGCAGAGGCCACCAGCAUCAUCAUUAUGUGACUCCUCGGACAAAGAAUUAAAAACGAGCGGUGAUGUGAAAUUGAGAUCAUGCACUAGUCUUCUCUCUUCAAAUGAAUCCUUUCCUGAAUCGGACAUAACAAAAAAUUUGCCAUCGAAAGAGAAUAUAGAAAAUGACGCAAACGAUGCAGCAGUGGAGUCUGAGAUGCUGCCCAUGGAUGAUGAACUGAUCAUUGCACGGGAACCUCAAGUGAAUUUGGAUUUAUAUGAAGAGGAUGUCACAAGUAUAAUGUUGGCUCAGCUGAGCUUGAACGUCGGCUUAUCAUACGUUAGAAACCCUUAUAAAUUCGAUACCUGGUCACAAGCUUAUGCAGCAGACACAUUGAUAGGUGUAUGGGAUAAAUUCCUCAACUUUGUUGAUGUUUUCAGAGUGAAAACGGUGUGGCUAUGGUACUGGACUGAUCGUCGAUACUUCACUCGAUAUUCAUGGGGGUGUUGGCUAUUAUCAAGGCUACUGGAUGAGCAACUGCAGGCAUGGCUAUGGUUCUUUAAAACUAGUGUCAGGCUUGCAGUACAGAGGCUAUUGGUAUGUCGAUAAGCCACAUGGAUUUGGUUACUUGAUUUACCCCGAUGGUAGCGUUCUUAAAGGUCAUUUUGCAGGGGGACUUCAACAGGGAGGAUUUGAGUACCUUUCUGCUGAUGGAAAUGUGGAGCUACGCGACUAUCAUUCCGGGAACCUGAUCGCAUCAAGGAGAAUCCAGGCAGAGAAUAAUUGCAGCAAACAUGAAACUGUUGCUUGUAACAGAUCUGGCAACGAGGCGGAUGAUACCCCAAGUAGAAAUUUGCCGACUUCAGGGAGUCUCUCUAGCAACGGAGAAACCAAAGUGAAACCAAAGAAAAUUCGAAGUAUUGAGGAACUAAUAGAAAAAGCUGAAAAGAUGAUUGAGCCGGCUACAACAAGCAAUGAAGAUGAAUGCACGAAAUUGGAAGCAAGUUCGCCUUAUACCGAGAAAGAUGGUGAUGCUGUUUAUCAGGUGGACUACUGGAAUGCUGUUGAGCAUCUUGUUCAUAUUCUGUCCAGCGAAAAUCGGUUCUUCAUGAAGCAGCAACUCUCUUUGGUGAACAGUUGCUGUCAGGAAAUGCUGUUUGAGGCACAGAAAAGCCUCAGCGAAAUCACUGAAGUUGAAAAGAAUGACUCGCUUAUUAAGUCUUUGACUUCAGUUAACAAUGAGACUGUGGAAAUGCUCAAUACAAAGCUCGACAAAAUGGUCAGUCAGUCUGACGGAGUCUUGGAUUUGUGUCGCAGUUUGCUGGACCGGCAGGACCAGGUAGAUAAAAGAAUAUCUUCGCUUGAUGUGAAUGUAUCGGCAAUUAAUGUUGCUAAUGCAGACCAUGACCGUCUUAAAAAGCAGAUCAGCGAGUUGGAGGAAAAGGUAAGCAAAGCCGAAACCAAGAUCAGUUGUCAGAUUUGCCAUGAGAUGGAAAAAAAUUGUGUUUUGAUGCCAUGUAUGCAUAUGGAUGCAUGUCGUCUAUGCAUUGAAAAUAUUCGCAGACGGCAAGGUGGCUCAGCCAAAUGCCCUAUUUGUCGUGUAACUAUUCAGGGAGAAAUUAAUUUGAAGCACAUUUAA
Messenger RNA from Rhopilema esculentum, 2281 nucleotides. The record is from RefSeq and is a predicted model, not a curated record. Lineage: Eukaryota; Metazoa; Cnidaria; Scyphozoa; Rhizostomeae; Rhizostomatidae.